Nyctereutes procyonoides (raccoon dog) is the source of this 5329-nucleotide messenger RNA. It is a transcript of the gene HMGXB3, whose product is annotated as HMG-box containing 3. The transcript is spliced from 20 exons. Bases 503 to 4387 code for a protein of 1294 amino acids. The record is from RefSeq and is a predicted model, not a curated record. Lineage: Eukaryota; Metazoa; Chordata; Mammalia; Carnivora; Canidae.
GGUGCGCCGCGAGGGCCGCCGGGAAGGGUCUCCCUGGCGAUCCGAGGUGUGCUGCCGCCGCUGCUGCCGCCGCCGCCGCCGCCGCCGCCGCCGCCGAACCGGUGCUGCGGGGACGCCCGUGGUCCUGCCGUCUCCCUCGGGCUCCCCGGGGCUCGACCCCCGGGGCCCUCGGCAGGCGUCGGCGAAGAGCCUGCGGGGCGGUCCCGUGCUCCCACACGCGCCCUCCGCGACCCCACAUCGCGACUCCGACGAGGGGGAGCGAGAGGAGCUGUCGCGACUCCGCGCCGUGUGUCGCCGGGCGGGGCCGCGGGGCCGGGGCUCCUCCAGCCCCCGGGAUGCGCGCGCGAGCCCUCGCCUCCACUUCCUUGUUGCCGCUGUCACGACCGGAGCCGCCUCUCGCCGGCAGCGGGGAGCGCGAGCGCGCCGGCCAGCCCCCUCGUCCAGCCCCCGGGCCGGGCGCGUCCGGGAAUGUGAGCCGCGCGGCUCGCACGCUCCUCCGGCCAUGGAUGCAUCAUAUGAUGGUACUGAGGUAACUGUCGUGAUGGAGGAAAUUGAGGAAGCCUACUGUUAUACCUCCCCUGGGCCACCCAAGAAGAAGAAAAAGUAUAAAAUACAUGGAGAAAAGGCCAAGAAACCCAGGUCGGCUUACCUUCUAUACUAUUACGACAUCUACUUGAAAGUGCAGCAGGAACUCCCCCACCUCCCUCAGUCUGAGAUCAAUAAGAAGAUUAGUGAAAGUUGGAGGCUCCUCAGCGUGGCGGAAAGGAGUUAUUACCUGGAGAAAGCCAAACUAGAGAAAGAAGGUUUGGAUCCUAACUCCAAGCUCUCUGCACUGACUGCUGUUGUUCCGGACAUCCCAGGUUUCCGCAAGAUCCUCCCCCGCUCAGAUUAUAUCAUCAUCCCCAAGAGCAGCCUGCAGGAGGACCGCAACUGCCCUCAGCUAGAGCUUUGUGUGGCCCAGAACCAGAUGUCCCCUAAAGGACCAUCGCUUGUGUCCAACACUGCCCCGGAGGCAGUGCCCAGCCAUGCGGGCAUGGCAGAGCAGUGCCUGGCUGUGGAGGCCCUAGCUGAGGAGGCGGGAGCCCUUGCCCAGCCGGGUGUUGUACAAGAGAUCACCACCUCAGAGAUCCUCAGCCAGGAUGUGCUCCUGGAGGAGGCUUCCCUGGAGGUAGGGGAGAGCCACCAACCAUACCAGACAAGCCUGGUAAUUGAAGAGACCUUAGUGAAUGGCUCACCAGACCUCCCCUCUGGAAGCCUGGCUGUGCCCCACCCCCAGGUUGGGGAGAGCAUGUCAGUGGUAACUGUCAUGAGGGAUUCCAGUGAGAGUAGCUCCUCUGUGCCAGCCACACAGUUCAUCAUGUUGCCUCUUCCUGCCUACUCAGUUGUGGAGAACCCCACCUCCAUCAAACUGACCACUACGUACACCCGCCGGGGCCAUGGGACAUGCACCAGCCCAGGUUGCUCCUUUACAUAUGUUACCAGGCACAAACCACCUAAGUGCCCUACCUGUGGUAACUUCCUAGGAGGGAAGUGGAUCCCAAAGGAAAAGCCAUCCAAAGUCAAAGUGGAAUUGGCUCCUGGUAUCUCCUCCAAAGGUUCGGUGGUUAAAAGAAAUCAUCAGCCUGUCAACACUGAGCAAAAUUCCCCAAAGGAAAAUGCCUCCAAACUGACUCUGGAGAACUCGGAAGCUGUAAGCCAGCUCCUAAGUGUAGCUCCUCCAAGAGAAGUGGGUGAGGAGAAUGAGUGGGAGGAAGUGAUCAUCUCAGAUGCCCAUGUUUUGGUCAAGGAAGCUCCUCGGAAUCGUGGUACAACAGCCAUGAAGACGUCGGUGGUCAAGAGUGGUGUGCAGCCUGAGGUCUCUCUGGGGACAACUGAGAACGAUAGUCCUGGACCAGACUUACCACCACCAGCUGAGAGGACUAGCACUUCCAGUCCUCUCCCUGCUCCUAAGAAGCCUACAGGAGUUGAGCUGCUCACUCCCGGGGCCAGAGCCCCAGAGCUUAAAGGCAAAGCUCGGGGCAAGCCCUCAUUACUAGCUGCAGCACGACCCAUGAGAGCAAUUCUCCCAGCCCCAUCUAACGUGGGCCGAGGCAGCAGCAUGGGACUGCCCAGGGCCAGGCAGGCCUUCCCCUUGAGUGAUAAAACCCCCUCUGUGAGGACUUGUGGCCUGAAGCCAAGCACGCUGAAGCAGCUGGGCCAGCCGCUCCAACAGCCAUCUAACACCAGUGAGGUGAAGCUACCAAAUGGCCCAGCCAGUAGGACGUCUCAGGUGAAAGUUGUAGAGGUCAAGCCUGAUAUGUUUCCUCCAUACAAGUACAGCUGCACUGUAACACUGGAUUUGGGCCUGGCUACUUCAAGAGGCCGGGGAAAAUGCAAGAAUCCCUCUUGUAACUAUGUCUACACCAACAGACAUAAGCCGAGGAUUUGUCCCAGCUGCGGUUUUAACCUUGCCAAAGACCGGACUGAAAAAACCACCAAGGCUCUCGAGGUCAGCUCCCCCCUCCCAGAUGUGCUGAGUGCCACAGAGCCGCUGAGCCUGGCCCAAAGGGAGAUCCAGCGCCAGUCCACGCUGCAGCUGCUGCGCAAAGUCCUGCAGAUUCCUGAGAACGAGUCAGAGCUGGCCGAGGUCUUCGCCCUGAUUCACGAACUCAACAGCUCUCGACUCAUUCUGUCCAACGUGAGUGAGGAGACAGUCACCAUCGAGCAAACGUCUUGGUCGAAUUAUUAUGAGUCUCCAUCCACGCAGUGCCUACUCUGUAGCAGCCCAUUAUUCAAAGGGGGACAAAACUCCCUGGCUGGGCCGCAGGAGUGCUGGCUGCUGACAGCCAGCCGGCUGCAGGUGGUGACUGCCCAGGUGAAGGUGUGUCUGAAUCCUCAUUGUCUGGCCCUGCACAGUUUCAUGGACAUCUAUACAGGUCUCUUUAAUGUGGGGAACAAGCUACUAGUGAGCUUGGACUUGCUUUUUGCAAUCCGGAACCAGAUCAAGCUGGGAGAGGACCCCAGGGUGUCCAUCAGUGCUGUUCUGAAGUCGGUGCAGGAACAGACAGGUACAGAAAAGACUCUGACUUCAGACGAGCUGAGCCAGCUGCAGGAGCUGCUGUGCAAUGGCUACUGGGCUUUCGAGUGCCUCACUGUCCGAGACUAUAAUGACAUGAUCUGUGGCAUCUGUGGUAUUGCCCCCAAAGUGGAAAUGGCCCAGAGGAAUGAAGAAAACGUGUUGGCACUGAAGAGUGUGGAAUUCACCUGGCCCGAGUUCUUGGGCCCCAGUGAGGUAAACGUGGAGGACUUUUGGGCCACGAUGGAGACAGAGGUGAUUGAGCAGGUGGCCUUCCCUGCCAGCAUCCCUAUCACCAAGUUUGAUGCCUCUGUUAUUGCCCCCUUCUUCCCACCACUCAUGAGAGGCGCUGUGGUCGUCAACACCGAGAAGGACAAAAACCUGGAUGUGCAGCCGGUACCUGGCCAUGGUAGUGCCCUGGUGAGGCUGCUCCACGAGGGCACUUGCAAGCUCGAGGAGAUCGGCUCCUACAGUGAGGAGGAGCUCCAGCACCUGCUGAGGCAGUGUGGCAUCCCCUUUGGGACAGAGGACUCCAAGGAACAGCUCUGCUUCUCCUUGUUGGCUCUCUAUGAAUCUGUACAGAAUGGAACCAGAGCUAGACAGCCCCCACCUCAUCUCACAGGGGGUAAAAUCUACAAGGUGUGCCCCCAUCAGGUGAUCUGUGGCUCCAAGUAUCUUGUGCGAGGUGAGAGUGCCCGUGACCACGUGGAUCUGCUUGUCUCUUCCCGCCAUUGGCCACCUGUCUACGUGGUAGACAUGGCCACACCAGUGGCCCUAUGUGCUGACCUCUGCUACCCCGAGCUGACCAACCAAAUGUGGGGGAGGAACCAGGGCUGUUUCUCUAGCCCCGCAGAGCCACCUGUGAGCGUAUCCUGCCCGGAACUCUUGGACCAGCAUUAUACCGUGGACAUGAUGGAGGCUGAGCACUCUGUCCAGCACCCAGUCACCAAGACUGCCACACGUCACAUCGUCCACCUAGACACACAGCCCAGUCCUGGUGACCCCAGCACUGGGCACCACUCUUCAGCCCUGUGCCCUGAGUUGGCACCCUAUGCGACCAUCCUGGCCUCCAUAGCAGACAGCAAACCAAACAGUGUCCGCCAGCGGCCCAUUGCCUUUGACAAUGCCACCCACUAUUACCUCUACAACCGCCUCAUGGACUUCCUCACCAGCCGUGAAAUUGUCAACCGGCAGAUCCAUGAUAUUGUGCAGAGCUGCCAGCCUGGCGAGGUGGUCAUCCGAGAUACCCUCUACCGCCUUGGGGUUGCUCAGAUCAAGACAGAGGCAGAGGAGGAGGGUGAGGAAGAAGAGGUGGCCGCAGUGACAGUAUAAGCUGGGCUCUUGCACAGGGACUGCACCGUCUCAAGCCAUAGUGAGGCCCUUGCCCAAGGCAGAUCCAUCCAGGGGACUGACAGGAAUGUUCACCUUUGGGGAGGCCUCUGAUGCUGGGACUGACCAAAGAGCUUCCAUUUCCUGAGCACGGUGGGGCCUGGGGUCCGUGGUUCUCAACCUUCUGGGGGUCAGGAGAAGCACCAGGACACUCCUUACGAGCCCUGAGAGAGCACUUGGGGGACAUCGUAUGCUCAGCAGAGAGGAAGGGAGGGCUGAGGGAGUGCUGGUAGCUGGUGGCUUCCCUGGAGCCUCCUGUGGGUCAGGGUGGAGAACCUGGGGUAGGCUAAGGCGGAGUCCAGCGCUAGGUGGGGAGGCUGCUGCGGUCUCUCUUGCCACCCCUGGGGAAUGUUCUUUCUAGCCCCUGCAGCCACAUGACUUCCUUAGCCUGUUGCCUUUGACUUGGGGCCUUGGGGGCCUCAUUAACUCUAGGGGUCCCUUUGGGCUCUUGAUUUUCCCAGAGGAGGGAUGCAUUUUCCUCCUCCUCUUCCUCCACCCAAGUUUAAGGGAAGCUGAGGAGGGAGAAACAGCCACAGCUGUCUUCCAGGACUGUCUUCUCUGCUCUGAGCUUUGAGGAAGAGGAUCCCCUUCCUCCUUUCCCUGGCCACUGCUGCUGCAUCCUACAUCCUUUCUGGGCCCUGGACCCUCACCUCAGAGGGGAUGUGGCCCGUUGGCAUGACAUAACCUGGCGGCAGUAGGAAAAAGUCCCUUCUGUGAAGGGGAAGCAGACUGGGCCAUAAGGAAACAGCGGGACUGGCUCAAGUGCCUAAGGUUUGCUUAGGGCACGGGAAUUGGCCGUGUGUUAUUUAAUUUAUUGAGAGGAGUGGAGUAGGUGGCUUUUUUCCCCUCCUUCUUCCCCUGCCAAGAAUAAAAUUUAUUAAAUUA